CAAACAAGACGAAAUAUACAACGGGGGAAUAAAUUGUAAAUUUUCGUGUGUCGAAGAGUUUUUUCAUUUUUAAUCUGGGCACAAAAAUUGCCCAUUUUUAAACAGGGCAUAGUUUGCAUACGCAUAUCUGUUGGCAUACGCGAACAAACGUGUGACAGCCACUUGCAAGUGAAAGCUAAUAGAAGUAAGCAACAACAACAAUAACAGCAAUGGGAAACUUUGUAAGCAGGCAAAAUGCAGCUGUUGAGGAGGCGGAUCAGAGUGCCAAUCAUGCCUAUAAGUAUCCACCGCGCAUGGGAAAUUUCUUUGGCAGCCACUUUAUAAUGGGCGGCGAGCGUUUUGACACGCCCCAGCCAGAAUCGUACUUGUUUGGCGAAAAUGCGGAUUUAAAUUUUUUAGGAAAUAGACCGACGGCGUUUCCUUAUCCACCACCACAGGCAAAUGAGCCGACAAAGACACUUAAAAGUUUGGUCAACAUACGCAAAGAAUCGGUGCGUUUUGUGCGCGUGCCCAGUGACAAAAAAUCGUCCAACAGCACUGGACAGGAUUCCUCCGUGGGUCAAAGCAUCGAGGAGGUCGAUGGCAAUGUGCUGUGCAGCUUGGGCGGCGGGGAUGCUGACAGCGUGCCCCCUCCUUGCUCUUAUAACAUUGAGUUUACCUUCGAUUCGGACGCCAAGUGCGCCAUCACAAUUUAUUACUUUUGCACUGAGGAUGUCAGUCCUAGUGGUGUGACUUUGGUGCCACGCGACGGCUUAACGUCGGAAACCUACCACUAUGAGAAAGGCAUCAAUCAGUUCUUCUCACAGCCGUCUCAUGUCUUCAAUCCCCAAUUAAUACCAGAGGAUGAUUUCAUCUAUACGGCUUGCAAGGAACAGUAUCCAGUGGCCAUACACUGUGUGGUGGAGGAGGGCAAUGAGGAGUGUCGGCAAUCGCAUACAACUAUUUGCGUUAUUGAUCAUCAUCCGGAGACUAACAGUUACGUUCUGCGCGCCCUCAAGCAGAAAAUAUUUGUCGAUGGGCUAUGCUAUCUACUUCAAGAGAUCUAUGGCAUUGAGAACAAGGCGGUAAACAAGUCCUCUAUAGAUGAGGAAAUCGAUGAUCAUGGCAGUGAGUGCGUCAUCUGUAUGAGCGAGACACGCGAUACGCUCAUCUUGCCCUGCCGUCAUCUUUGUUUGUGCAAUUCAUGCGCCGAUUCGUUGCGCUAUCAGGCCAACAAUUGUCCGAUUUGUCGCGCACCUUUCCGCGCCCUUCUGCAAAUACGUGCUGUACAGAAGGGCAUCAGCACCCAUGUGCUUCACCAGAAUACACCUACUUCAGGAGCAGGUGAGCCGGCACCCGUCGAUGUGCCUCCAGGUUAUGUGCCUGUCUCGCUAAUUGAGGCACUCAAUGGACCUCCUCAAUACGUGGGACGUGCCAGAAACAGCGACCAUGACAUUACAGAUGGCGGUACGGUGGCCGCUUCAACCAUGACCGGCGACAAUAAGGCCACAUCGCCCCUGAAGCCGAGCAGCCAACGCCGCCCGAAGAUCAAGAAGAAUGCCUCCACCUGCACGUCAACUAACGAGGUGGGCACCCUAACCAACAACAAUGCGGGCAACACCACGGCCAGCGGCAAUGGUAACUCCACACUGUCCGUUGUCGAAAUUGAGAGCGAUCCGAAAAAGUCAACGACUACAACGGCUACAUCGCCCACAUUAAGCGGCUCCCCAGUGAAGGGAGGAAGUGUUCAGGACAAACUACAGAUUGUCAAUGAACGCCACAGCGUGCUCAAAUAUCAGAAACGUGGAGAGAACACUACCGCCACGACCCAGGACGAUGAUGACGAGGAUAGUGAAAAUGAGAAACUAUCGCCGUUGCUUUCGCCGGGCAGCAAAUCGAAAACAACGUCAAGCAAAUCUCUUAAGCAAGUGGUGGUCGCAUUGGGUGGCGGUGGCGAUGAUGUGGCAGAACUACACGACCAUGAGACUGUCGAUACGACGCAUGAGAUGAGCGGCCGCAAGAGCGCGUCAUUGAAGCGGACCACCAAACAACGACCCGAAUUGUCGGGCACUAGUGGUGCUGCAAGUGCCGAGCCUGGUUCGUUGGCAGCUAAUUUAAAUGCCGAGGAUUCGGACUAUUAUACGCCAGAGGAUACACAGAAUUCCAUACUGAGUCCACUCUGUCCCGCAGAGCGUGCUAAAAGUGGCGACCCCUUGUGCAGUGGUGCUCGCAGUGGUACAUUAAACACCAGCGGUGGCGCCGGUAGCGUUGUCGUGGGUUUCAGUAAUGCAGCUAGCAAUUUGGUGAAGAAGAACUUACACAAAAAGUCCACAUCGGUGGGCAAUAUUGUGGGACCGGGCGGUGGCAACAGCGCCAGCACAGAUCUUAAAUGCAACAAUGUGAGCUCAUUGCCAGAUAUGCUGGACAGUCCAAUUAGCGGAAAUUCCGCAUCCACGCGAAGCUCCAGCGACAGUUACUCGUCCAGUUCAUCGACAAAGCAGCUUCUCAGCUCGAAUCCAACAACAACUGCUGCCAAUAUUAUUGUGGAUGAUAAGACGGCUCUGCAAAAUGCGGUCAAUGUGUGAGGUGGUCGGACGCUGGACCAAUAGCGCAGUCGAACAAAUCAGUUGAAAAUGGUAUAAAUAAUCGAUGUAUUAAAUUGUAGUGCUUAAUUUUAGUUAAAUCAAUGCUGCUUCCCCGCCCGCCCUCUGCCCUUCGAGCUACGAAACUAAUGCGGAGAUACACUUAAAAUAAUUCAGCCAGCCACUAAUAUUGAAACGUUAAGGAUUUACAUUCCACAGACAAACACACUGGUUGCGGUGUCAGUCGUCAUGCGUUCAGGUAGCCUGGAUGUUAUUAAUUUAAUAGUCGAGUUGAAACUUUAGUUAUUUUGAAAAUAUGAAAGUUUCUUUAAUAAACGUACGAUAUUAGAAUGUUAA
Molecule: messenger RNA, 2918 nt
Organism: Scaptodrosophila lebanonensis
Lineage: Eukaryota; Metazoa; Arthropoda; Insecta; Diptera; Drosophilidae
Gene: Mrgn1
Product: E3 ubiquitin ligase RNF157
Exons: 4
Coding region: 210-2564 (784 amino acids)
Biological process (GO): protein ubiquitination
Cellular component (GO): cytoplasm
Molecular function (GO): ubiquitin protein ligase activity
Source: RefSeq, a predicted model, not a curated record